Molecule: messenger RNA, 942 nt
Organism: Daldinia childiae
Lineage: Eukaryota; Fungi; Ascomycota; Sordariomycetes; Xylariales; Hypoxylaceae
Exons: 3
Coding region: 1-942 (313 amino acids)
Source: RefSeq, a predicted model, not a curated record
AUGGCUCCUCGAAACCGAGUGAAUUUUAAGAACUAUGAGAGUAGCACUCGUCUGCUAGCUGCUGUGGUCGCAUCCCUUGAGGGCAAGGCCAAACUCGACUACGAUGUGGGCGGAGGCUCCACGGAAUCCGCUGUGGAACACCGCAUGCGUCCGAUUAAGCAGCUGGGCAAGUUGCAAGUCGACUGGUUUAUGAAUAAAAGAAAGGACCCGGGCGAGUUGCCUGCCGAGGGUGGAGAAAUCCAGAAGCUCUUCGGCGAGUCUACUGUCGCUGGCAUACAGUGGCAGAUGCGUGAUGUGAAAGCUCUGGGUCGCGCACAGCGACAAGCCGUCGAGGAAGGUCAAAAUCCCUGGGAUGUCAAGCUCGACGCUCCUACACGCGCCAAGGCUUCCGUCGCGUCAACACCUACGAGCAGGGGCGGCCGCACCCCUUCCACCGCGGCCUCUUCGAAGCGCAAACGCGGCCCUAAGAAAGUGACCAUGUCCGAGGAUGAUGCUAGCCUUGACAGCACUGGGACCGACUACGAGGCAAAGGAUGUCCGCUCAGAUGACGACGAUAUCGUUCAGAUCACGCCUACACCUAAACGCCGCAACACCCAAGGUCCCAAUAGCACUAACGCGAACAACACUGCCACACCUGUGCCCACUAAGAACAACAACAGCGGUGGCAGCGGUGGCAAAGAUGUCACACGUUCCCUCUUCGGUAACGGUGCCAAGUCAGCGCGCGCCAACAACAACGAUGACCAGGUCCAGUUCGUCGAUCUGAGCGAGGACACACCCCCGCCCCCACCCAGAACGGAUACGCGUGCAACUCAAGUGAAGGCUGACCCAGAUUCACACCUGGUAUCAGAGGAGAAUAGUCCUAUUAGACAGGGCCACGACGACCCUUUUAUUGGUAGCAGCGGCAUAUUUGACGAUGACGAGCUUGCGGAUGGAGAGGUCUAA